AUGGAUCUGGCUGUGGCCCUGGUGCUCUGUCUCUGCUCUCUGCUUCUCCUGUCACUCUGGAAACAGUGCUCUGGGACAGGGAAGCUCCCACCGGGCCCCACUCCUCUCCCGAUUCUUGGAAACAUCCUACAGUUAGAUGUUAAGGACAUCAGCAAAUCUUUAACCAAGCUCUCAAAAAUCUACGGCCCUGUGUUCACUCUGUAUUUUGGCAUGAAGCCCAUGGUGGUCUUGCAUGGAUAUGAAGUAGUGAAGGAAGCUCUGAUUGACUUGGGAGAGGAGUUUUCUAGAAGAGGCAGUUACCCAGUGUUUCAAAGAGCUACUAAGGGAUACGGAAUCGCUUUCAGCAAUGGCAAGAUAUGGAAGGAGACCCGGCGCUUCUCCCUCAUGACCCUGAGGAAUUUCGGGAUGGGGAAGAGGAGCAUUGAGGACCGUGUUCAAGAGGAAGCACGCUGCCUUGUGGAGGAGUUGAGAAAAACCAACGGGUCGCCCUGUGAUCCCACUUUCAUCCUGGGAUGUGCCCCCUGCAAUGUGAUCUGCUCCAUUAUUUUCCGGAAUCAUUUCGAUUAUAAAGAUCAGAUUCUUCUAGAUCUAAUGGAAAGACUGAAUGAAAACAUCAGGAUUCUGGGCUCUCCAUGGCUGCAGGUGAGGCCAAACUCAGCAGUUUUUUUCCCUGCUCUCAUUGAUUAUAUUCCAGGGAAACAUAAAAAAUUCUUUGAAAAUUUUGCUUGUUUGAAAAGUUAUGUUUUGGGGAAAACAAGGGAACACCAAGCAUCUCUGGACAUUAACAACCCUCAGGACUUUAUUGAUUGUUUCCUGAUCAAGCUGGAACAGGAAAAGCACAAUCAAGAACUGGAGUAUACGGUUGAAAACUUGGCAAACACUGUAUUGGAUUUGUUUAUAGCUGGGACAGAGACGACGAGCACCACACUGAAAUAUGGACUCCUCCUCCUGCUGAAACACCCUGAGGUCAUAGCUAAGGUCCAGGAAGAGAUUGACCAUGUCACUGGCAGACACCAGAGCCCCUGCAUGCAGGACAGGAGCCACAUGCCCUACACGGAUGCUAUGAUCCACGAGAUCCAGAGAUACAUUGACCUGGUCCCCACCAACCUGCCCCAUGCUGUGACCCAUGACAUUAAAUUCAGAAACUACCUUAUCCCCAAGGGCUCAGAUAUAUUAACAUCACUGACUUCUGUGCUACAUGAUGACAAAGAAUUUCCCAACCCAGAGGUGUUUGACCCUGGCCACUUUCUGGAUGAGAGUGGCAACUUUAGGAAGAGUGACUAUUUCAUGGCUUUCUCAACAGGGAAACGGAUUUGUGUAGGAGAGGGCCUGGCCCUCACGGAGCUGUUUUUAUUCCUAACCACAAUUUUACAAAAAUUUACCUUGAAAUCUCCUUGUUUAACACCUCCACCGUCUGUUAAUUACCCUUUCUUUAGAAAACAUAUAAAAUAUAAUUUCUUGGCAAAUUUCAGUAAUGAUUAUGUUAACUGUAAUCAUAAUGCUGUGCAUUAG
Molecule: messenger RNA, 1512 nt
Organism: Rangifer tarandus platyrhynchus (Svalbard reindeer)
Lineage: Eukaryota; Metazoa; Chordata; Mammalia; Artiodactyla; Cervidae
Source: the annotation of a GenBank genome assembly